AUGGGUCCCGCAAUUGGAAUCGAUCUUGGUACCACCUACUCCUGCGUGGGUAUCUUCAGAGAUGACCGUAUUGAAAUUAUUGCCAACGACCAGGGCAACCGCACAACUCCUUCCUUCGUCGCCUUCACGGAUACCGAACGUUUGAUUGGAGAUGCAGCAAAGAACCAAGUCGCCAUGAACCCGCAUAACACAGUCUUCGACGCAAAGCGCCUCAUCGGACGCAAGUUCGCUGAUGCUGAGGUUCAGGCUGAUAUGAAGCACUUCCCUUUCUCCGUCAUCGACCGUGCUGGCAAGCCCGUCGUUGAGGUUGAGUUCAAGGGUGAGAAGAAGCAGUUCACACCCGAGGAGAUUUCGUCCAUGAUCUUGGUCAAGAUGCGCGAGACCGCCGAGUCGUACUUAGGAGGAACCGUCAACAACGCUGUCGUCACAGUCCCUGCGUACUUCACCGACUCGCAACGUCAAGCUACCAAGGACGCUGGCCUGAUCGCCGGCCUCAACGUUCUUCGCAUCAUCAACGAGCCUACCGCAGCUGCCAUUGCCUACGGUCUUGACAAGAAGGUCGAGGGCGAGCGCAACGUUCUCAUCUUCGAUUUGGGCGGAGGAACUUUCGAUGUUUCUCUGCUUACCAUUGAGGAGGGUAUCUUCGAGGUCAAGUCUACCGCCGGUGACACUCACUUGGGAGGUGAGGACUUUGACAACCGAUUGGUUAACCACUUCGUGCAAGAAUUCAAACGCAAAAAUAAGAAGGACCUGUCCACCAACGCCCGUGCCCUCCGUCGUCUCCGCACUGCUUGCGAGCGUGCGAAGCGUACUCUUUCUUCUUCCGCCCAGACCUCCAUCGAAAUCGACUCGCUGUUCGAGGGUAUUGACUACUACACAUCCAUCACCCGUGCUCGAUUCGAGGAGCUCUGUCAGGACCUCUUCCGUUCUACCACCACCCCAGUUGACCGUGUCCUCGCCGAUGCCAAGAUUGACAAGUCCAAGGUCCACGAGAUCGUCCUUGUCGGUGGUUCUACCCGUAUCCCCCGUAUUCAGAAGUUGAUCACCGAUUACUUCAACGGAAAGGAGCCCAACAAGUCCAUCAACCCCGAUGAGGCUGUUGCCUACGGUGCUGCCGUCCAGGCUGCGAUUCUCUCCGGUGACACUUCCUCCAAGUCCACCAACGAGAUCCUCCUCCUCGAUGUUGCGCCAUUGUCCCUUGGUAUUGAGACUGCCGGUGGCCAGAUGACCAAGCUCAUCCCCAGAAACACUACCAUCCCCACGAAGAAGAGCGAAGUCUUCUCUACCUUCUCCGACAACCAACCCGGUGUCCUCAUCCAAGUAUACGAGGGUGAGCGUCAACGCACCAAGGACAACAACCUUUUGGGCAAGUUUGAGCUCACUGGUAUCCCCCCUGCGCCUCGUGGUGUUCCCCAGAUCGAGGUUACUUUCGAUCUUGAUGCCAACGGAAUCAUGAACGUCUCUGCUCUUGAGAAGGGUACUGGAAAGUCCAACAAGAUUGUCAUCACCAACGACAAGGGCCGUCUUUCCAAGGAGGACAUCGAGCGCAUGUUGUCCGAGGCCGAGAAGUACAAGGCUGAGGAUGAGGCCGAAGCUGGACGCAUCGGCGCCAAGAACGGUCUUGAGUCGUACGCUUACUCCCUCCGAAAUACUCUCUCCGACUCCAAGGUCGACGAGAAGCUUGACGCUGCCGACAAGGAGAAACUCAAGGCUGAGAUUGACAAGACCGUCGCAUGGUUGGAUGACUCUCAACAAGCCACCAAGGAGGAGUACGAGGAACACCAGAAGGAACUCGAGGCCGUGGCCAACCCCAUCAUGAUGAAAUUCUACGGAGCUGGUGGCGAGGGAGGUGGUAUGCCAGGUGGCAUGCCAGGCGGUCCAGGAGGAUUCCCAGGUGCCGGAGGCCCCGGUGCAACACAUGAUGAUGGACCGACUGUGGAAGAGGUUGACUAG
This is a messenger RNA of Drepanopeziza brunnea f. sp. 'multigermtubi' MB_m1, 1953 nucleotides long. Lineage: Eukaryota; Fungi; Ascomycota; Leotiomycetes; Helotiales; Drepanopezizaceae. The record is from RefSeq and is a predicted model, not a curated record.